Coniophora puteana RWD-64-598 SS2 is the source of this 1880-nucleotide messenger RNA. Its product is annotated as acid protease. Gene Ontology annotation, molecular function: aspartic-type endopeptidase activity. Gene Ontology annotation, biological process: proteolysis. Bases 559 to 1749 code for a protein of 396 amino acids. The record is from RefSeq and is a predicted model, not a curated record. The transcript has 8 exons. NCBI's taxonomy places the organism in Eukaryota, Fungi, Basidiomycota, Agaricomycetes, Boletales, Coniophoraceae.
CGAUGCUGGUAUCUGUCCCCGAUGCUUCUCCGGCUUCAGGUUUCUCUCGGGCAUCUUGUGGGCUUUGAUUCAGGUGCUAGUACUCCGAGUCUGUGCCUCGAGUUCCUGUAGCACGUUGGCUUCAUCCUUAGUUCACCAGGCGCUCCCUGAAGCUAUCUGGCGAUGAUCCAUAUGUCAACACACCGGCUCUACAUCGUUCCGUGAUCGUGGGCGCGUCCACUUUGUGCAGUGCUAAUGAGCGCAUCGAUGGCAGAGCCACUAACGGAACAGUGGACAGCGCCUCGCUGUUGACGUCGGUGGUUUUCUUGAGCGCUCGAGCGCUCAGUGGGCUAUAUAUGUGACUUGGGUUUUUGUUUUGGAAGUCAUUCUGCCUUUCUCCUCUCUUCAUUCACUGUGACUUCUUCGACUCGGUCUGCGACCUGACGUCUUUGCUUUUGUUUUUGAACGACCUAUAGCUGUUUAAUCAGGCCUCCUUCGUCCGGUUUCUUAUCUUCAUACUCUUACGGACCAUAUAUUUUUACCACUUCGACCUCCAUUUACUUCCUUCCGACUUCCAGAAUGAUGUUCAAGUCCGCUGCGUUCUUUGCUCUGAUUCCGGCCUUGACUGCUCUGGCUUUGCCUCAUCCCCAACCUAAACCGGCGCGGGCGCCGGGGCACAUCUCGAUCCCGUUGAGGAAGCGGGAGGUGGGAAGUGGACUCGGAAGGAGAGGUAACGGCAACUCGUCCUCGUCUCCAUCGAUAUCGAAUGGCACGAUCGAUCUAUUCGACUGGCAGGAGACGCGGUGGGUCGGAUAUAUCGAUGUCGGCACACCCCCGACCACGUUUACGAUCAACUUUGAUACCGGAAGUGGCACGCUGUUUUUGCCCGGCCUCGACUGCGGGAACUGUACCGGGCACCACCAGUGGGAUCCCAAAACGAGUUCAACGGCGAAGAACACUGGCAAGAAUACAACUUCUGCAUACGCAGAUGGAUCCCAGGUGUCAGGUGCUGUCUGGACGGACGACAUCUACCUUGGCGGAUACAAGAUCCAGAACCAGACUAUCCUCGUGGCAGACACAUAUACCGAGGACUUUGGAUUCGCGAGCGAUCCCUCCGAUGGCCUUCUUGGCCUCGGAUUCCCCGCGUCGUCCGUGAAUUACACUGACUCGGCCUUCUUCAACCUCGUGAACCAAAGCGGAAGCGGACUGCCCGAACCCGUCUUCGCAUUCUAUCUCAGCAAUCAAGGCUCUGAGCUCACCAUCGGCGGCACCAACAAGGACUUGUACACUGGCAAUAUCACUUAUGCGCCUGUCACUGGUGCCGUGAAGCAAAUAUGGGAGGUUGAAGUUGACAAGUUGACCCUCAACAACCAGACGAUCCUUUCGAACUUCUCCGGUAUCGUCGACAGCGGCACAACAGCGAUCCGCGCGAACGAGACGCUCGUCUCCGCCUUUUACCAGUCGAUCAACGGGACAUCCCUCGGUGGCGGCAGCUUCGUAGCCCCCUGUGACCAGUUGGCAGAGCAGCAAAUUAGCUUCAUUAUUCAGGGCAAGGAGAUCACCAUGUCGUUCGAGUCGCUCAACCUCGGGACAUUUUCGGCUCCAAACGGUACUUUGUACUGCCUUGGCGGAGUCGUCGGGGAUGCUGGCCUUGACGUUGACACCUGGAUUUUAGGGGACGUGUUCAUGAAGAACGUCUACACUAUCUUUGACGCCGGGAAGGCUCGCGUGGGCUUUGCUGAUCUCGCGACUUCAGUCGAUUCGUUGUAGAGACUUGAUACGCAACGUUUAUUUUCAUGACGACACAUGAGCAGUUACUUUAAAUUUAUUACCUGUAUUCCACGAUGGACACCUACAUUCCUUGUAUAUCACGAAAUAUACGACUUUUCGACCGAGUUACU